Messenger RNA from Lactuca virosa, 448 nucleotides. The record is from the annotation of a GenBank genome assembly. NCBI's taxonomy places the organism in Eukaryota, Viridiplantae, Streptophyta, Magnoliopsida, Asterales, Asteraceae.
AUGAAGGAACCUUUUAUUGAGAAGAAGGCUGUCCUAUAUGAUCGAAAAUACCAUGAGGAGUGGACCAGAAUCAAUGCUCAAGGAUAUGACAAGCCUCAUCCUCACAACUUUCAUUUAUACAUACCAGAGAUGUUUAGUCCACCACCAUUAGGUGCUUUCUCUACAUGUCAUAUCACAUCUUGGAAUAGGGUCGGGAACGAAGAAAGACAUGAGUCCAAAGAAUUUGAAAAGCUAUGGUGGUAGGGUUUUGGAUUGGUAAAGUAAGAUGGUGAAAACAUAGAAGGACUAAAGAGUGAAUACAUACAAAGUAACGUGGUGAAAGUCUGAAAGUUGUGAAGUUUACUGUUCACAGACGUGUUGGGUUUUAAUAUAUGUAUAUAAUUAGUUCACGUUUAAUGAAUUCUAACUAUAACUCGUAAUAUAGCACAUUGAUUUAACUAUUUUGGAG